AUGCCGAGCAUAUUUUCCUACCAGAGCGCCGAAGUCGACUGGUGUGAAGGCAACUUUGAGCGCUCAACAGUCAUUGCGGAGUACUACAACACCAUCAGCAAUGUAAGCUUCUUUGUCCUUUCUCCCGCCUUGCUCUACCUGAACCGGCAGUACCGUCAGCACCGUGCCUUGCCCAUGUAUGUCGUCUCCUGCCUGCUUUUCUGCGUAGGUAUCUUUUCCAUGUACUUUCACAUGACCCUGAGCUACGUAGGACAACUCUUGGAUGAGCUCUCUAUCCUCUGGACACUGGCUGUGGCAUAUUCCUUUUGGUACCCGAGGGUUUACUUCCCCAGGUGCAUCAAGACCAGGAAGCAUUUCUUCUGGUUGAGUGGUAUCACCACCGUGAUCAGUACCUUGAUGUCCUUCAUCAAACCAGCUUUCAAUGCCUAUGUGCUCAACUGCAUCGCCUUCCACCUGCUGUACCUGACAUGGCGUGAGCUGAAAAAGUGCAAUGACAAAAGGGUUCACCGGAUGGCCGCAGUCAUGGUCUUGUGGUGGGUACUGGCCAUCAGCAGCUGGAUAAGCGACAGGUGGCUUUGUGGGCUCUGGCAGGCGAUCAACUUCCCCUACUUCCACAGCUUCUGGCACGUGCUGAUAGCCAUGUCCCUCCUAUACUGCUGCCCACUGGUCAUCUACUUUGAUGUCUGCUACGAGAUGCCAUUGUUCAAGCCAAAGCUAGAAUAUUGGCCCAGUGACUCCUGGCCUGUCGUGGUGCCUUACGUUACCCUGGAAGAACCCCACAAGCAGUGCUAG
Molecule: messenger RNA, 792 nt
Organism: Haliaeetus leucocephalus (bald eagle)
Lineage: Eukaryota; Metazoa; Chordata; Aves; Accipitriformes; Accipitridae
Gene: ACER1
Product: alkaline ceramidase 1
Exons: 6
Coding region: 1-792 (263 amino acids)
Biological process (GO): ceramide metabolic process
Cellular component (GO): membrane
Molecular function (GO): hydrolase activity, acting on carbon-nitrogen (but not peptide) bonds, in linear amides
Source: RefSeq, a predicted model, not a curated record